This is a messenger RNA of Passer montanus (Eurasian tree sparrow), 1457 nucleotides long. RefSeq names its product nucleoporin GLE1-like. The coding region runs from base 1 to 1329 and encodes 442 amino acids. Gene Ontology annotation, cellular component: cytoplasm; nuclear pore cytoplasmic filaments; nuclear pore. The record is from RefSeq and is a predicted model, not a curated record. Lineage: Eukaryota; Metazoa; Chordata; Aves; Passeriformes; Passeridae. The transcript has a single exon. Gene Ontology annotation, molecular function: inositol hexakisphosphate binding; translation initiation factor binding; phospholipid binding. Gene Ontology annotation, biological process: regulation of translational initiation; poly(A)+ mRNA export from nucleus; regulation of translational termination.
AUGAUGCUGAGCUGGGGGCCAGGCGGGGGCAGGCACAAAGACUUGCCCGGAAUCGACCUGUCUGCGUACAGCAGUCGUGGCAGCCAGAUCUGUGGGCUGGUGUCAGAGCUCAUCCGCAGCGCCAGCGAGAGAGGGCUCCCGGCUCAAGAAGAUGUGGCCAGCUCUGAACGAGCCCUGCAGGAGAUGCAAGGACUGAUAUCCAGCAUGCAGCAGGAAAUCACUGCAGCUCUAGAAGCAAAAAAGAGGCAAGAUGAAGAGGAAAAGAAACAAAAGCAGAAAGAGCUGGAGGAAAGAGAGCAGAUGAAGAGGCAGACUUCUGUCCCUGCACAGCAGUGCUGGGGAAAGCAGCGGAAGGAAGGACUUCAAGUAGAAACAGAAGAAAGUAUCAUGCAGUGGUACCAGCAGCUUCAGGAUGCUGCUGAGCAAUGUCUUGCUGCUUUCAGUGAAAUUGGCAACUGCAAAGGCAACGCUGAGGUGAAGAAGAUAAAAACAAACUUGCAGAAAGCUGCUACAAUCCCUGUCAGCCAGAUCUCCUGCAUAUCAGGCUGGAAGCUGAGAGAGGUGUUUAAUAAGAUCCAUAACCUGCUCUCUGGGAAGCCUGUUCAGACUGAAGGCCAAACGGUGUUGGUGACUCAGCAUCCACAGGGACUGGAGUUUGUUUGUUACAAACUGGCAGAGAAGUUUGUGAGACAUGGGGAAGGAGAAGUAUCUUUUCACCAUGAGUCAGCUUUCCCAAUAGCUGUGGUGCUCUCAGGAAUCUGGGAAUUACACCCUCGAGUUGGAGACCUCUUUUUAGCUCAUCUGCACAAAAAGUGCCCAUAUUCUGUGCCAUUUUACCCCGCUCGCAAAGAAGGGACUUCCAUGGAAGAGUAUCACAGGAUGCUUGGAUAUGAAGUCCAUGAUUCUGAAGUGGAAGAACAAGAUCAUUUUCUUAAGAGGAUGUCAGGAAUGAUUCGUCUCUAUGCUGCCCUCAUUCAGCUCCGCUGGCCCCAUGCCAACCAGCAAGGGGCACAUCCUCACGGUCUGAGCUACGGAUGGCGCUGGCUGGCGCAGAUGCUGAAUCUGGAGCCUCUGGCAGACCUGACAGCUAUGCUGCUUCUGGAUUUCCUGCAAGUCUGUGGCAAUGCUCUGAUGAAGCAGUAUGGCAUUCAGUUCUGGAAAACAAUGUUCUUUAUCCAGAAAUCCUAUAUCCCGAGAAUUGAAGCUGUGACCAGCUCGGGCCAGAUGGGCUGUUUGUCACGUUUGAAGGCUUUUGUGCAGAGAUGUUUACAGGCACAGGAAAUGCCAUUACCAGAGGGCAUCCUGACACCUUCCUUUUGGAGAACGUAAAUCCAUCGAUCGCCGAAGGGGUAUCGGGGACAGACAAAGGUGAUACAGAGACUCCACCAUCAGAAGGCAUGAAAAGACACCUUAUUAUUAGAAAUCUGCAGUUCUUAGAGAACAAUGGUGCACCUAAG